AUGGAUUCUCGCUCGUCGUCCGUCGUCGCCGAGUCUCCUGGCGACGAUUCCGCCUCGCCAAUCCAUUCCCUAUCCGACGACCUUCUCACCUCCAUACUCCGCCUAGUCCUCUCCGCCAAUCCCACCGCAUCCGAUACAAGCACAUCCGAUAUAAGCACCAGUGUUUGUCGCACACCGUACCAGGUGGCUCUCGUCUGCAAGCGCUGGUCCUGCGUCGCGCCUCUCGCGCUCACCACCCUCACAGUCCUCUCCGCCUCUUCCGCCGCCUCCCCCGCCGCCUCCUUUUCCCCCAAACGGGAGCUCCUAUGCCGCCGCCUCGAGCAAGCGCUGCGCAAGUUCCCGAGCCUGACUCGCCUGCACCUCGACAGCCACACGAUCGAUUUUAUCGACGAUCGCUUCCUGCGCGCCCUAGGCUCGGCAUGCCCGAACCUGACGUACCUCUUCCUCGGCAAGGUUCGGCUGCCGGUUCGGCCGCCGCUCGUCGACGCGGUGAGCGAGGCGGGCCUCGCGAGCGUGUUUCGCGGAUGCCGGCGGCUCGAGCACGUGAGCGUGCACUGCGCUCCGAAUAUUAAAUCACUUCCCGCGUCGCUCCUCGAUCUCCCCGCGCUGCGCCGGCUGCAGCUCGAAGCGCCGAGUUUAAAGCUCUUCCCGGAAGUCUCCCGGGGGAGAUUAAGUACGCUCCGCGAUUUGCGGCUGCUGUCGUGCAACGCGCUGCCGUGCCUGCCGGACUCCCUGGGCGACCUCGCGGGUCUCACGCAUCUGCGCAUCGAGAAAUCCGACAAUCUCGAGCAGCUGCCUGAUUCGCUAUGCGACCUGCAGCUGCUCGACGUCCUCGUUAUAAGCUCCUGCUACUGGCUCACGUCGCUGCUCGACGAUCUCGGGCAGCUGCCGUGCUUACGCGUGCUCGAGUUGGAAGGCUGCGGAGACCAGCUGACCUGUCUGGGGGAGCUCCAAUUAGAAGACAUCGACAAUCUUUUGGGCCUGCCCGAUCCAGUAACGAGCCUCGGGCAGCUGGAAAAACUUGUUCUGGGGCUGUCCUGCUCGCCGAGCCUGCCCGAAUCUGUAGGCGCGCUGACCCGUUUGAAAGAGCUGCAGCUGCGGCACUGUAAGGGGUUAACGGGACUGCCUGUAGCGAUGCGCGCGAUGACGCGGCUGGAGCGGCUGGUGGUGGAGGAGUGCUGCGAGCUGGUGGCGCUGCGGCUGCCGGAAGGGGAGGGCGCGGUUGCGACUAGAAGGGAGGGAGGGCUGGAUGGGGGAGGACAAUUCCUGGAGCGGCUGGUGGUAACCAGGUGUACCGCGCUACAGUGGGCGCCGGGGAACGUGGCUCAGAUGCAGGGGUUGCGGGAGCUGAGGCUGGAUGGGUGCAGAACGGUGCUGCUGCCGCCAUCUCUGGCAUGCUUGGGGCGGCUGGAGAGGCUGAUUGUAGUAAGUAAUGGGUGUAGUGGGAGCGGCGUGGGAGCGGGGGUGGAUGUGGGGAAGGGGAUAGGGGUGGACAUAGAUGGUGGCAUGGAUGGUAGCAGCAGCAGCGACAGCAGAAGUGGACACGGGUGUGUUACAACCGAUGAAGGUGCUGCAGGCGGUUGUGGCACUCCAAGUAGUGGCAACACUACAGAUUGUGCGAGCAUGGUUGCAACCACAACAAGCAGUGGCAGCAGCUCCAAUGGCUCUGGUGGCGCAGUGACUGUUGGCACUAGUGCUGCUGCUACCGAUAACUUUGGUGCUAGUGCUACCAUUAUUGCCGCUGGUCGCAGAGGUGGUGGCAGUAGUGAGAGCAUGGCUGCAGUCCAUCCAGUCCCUCUUCUACCCACGAGCCCUUCUCCUCCUUCCUCCCCUCGCCGCCCCUCACCCUCCCACCCGGCAUGGCUGGCGCAGCUGAGGGAGCUGGAGGUGAGCGGCUUUGACUCCCACUCCACCCUGCCGCCCUCCCUCGCCUCCCUCUCCCUCCUCACCCGCCUCUGCCUUACCGGUUCCAUCAAGCUCGCCUCCCUGCCUGACCUCCCCUGUGGUGCGGUUGUUGCUGGUACUGAUUCCUCUUGCUGCUGUGGUUUCCCCUCCUCCUCCUCCUCCUCCUCCUGCUCCUCCUCCUCCUUGAAAACCCCUUCUCCCACUGCCCCCAACGGUACUUUCUUCCUCCACCUCACCAACCUGAGAGACCUGCAGCUCGACUCCUGCCUCUCCCUCUCCGCCCUCCCCUCCUCCCUCUCCUCUCUCUCCUCCCUCACCCGCCUCCACCUCGCCUUCUGCUCCUCCCUCUCCUCCCUCCCCCCACGCCUCUCCUCCCUCUCCCACCUCCGCUCCCUCAACCUCCAGGAAUGCAUCUCCCUCACCUCCCUCCCCCCCUCCCUCUCCGCUCUCGUCCGCUUGGAAGGGCUUUACCUUAAAGGGUGUAUCCAGCUGGAAAGCCUUCCAGGUGACAUCGGCUAUUUACCGAGGCUAAGGGAGUUGGUCGUGCUGCAGCGCAUGCUUUCAGCCCGCAGGCGGGCAGGAGAGGCGUCGGCAGUAAUGGCAGCAUCGGCAGAGGCAGCGACAGCAGCAUCAGAGAGGGUGAGCGACCCGUGCUGCUGCGCUGCGAGGGCUUGCAGGGGAGCAACCGCGUGCGCGCGUUAG
Molecule: messenger RNA, 2607 nt
Organism: Closterium sp. NIES-65
Lineage: Eukaryota; Viridiplantae; Streptophyta; Zygnematophyceae; Desmidiales; Closteriaceae
Source: the annotation of a GenBank genome assembly